AGAAUAAAAGUUGAUCGUCGAAGAUAAAGUGCUCAUUCAUGGUUCUGUUCCUUGCAUAUUUUGUCUUUUUCUAAUCAGUGACCACGUAUCUUUUUCAUUACUAGCAGGAAGAUGUCUUUAUUUCACAACGUGGAACUGCUGCCGGGAGUGAUGCGUCACAGUGAACUGUCAAGUUCAUGGAGUUGGAGCAAAUUUAUUACUAAUAUAAACAAGUUGGAUGAGAAGGAUAAAGCAGAAGAGUAUGCAGCUUGGUUGAAGGAAACAGGGGAUUCGAAAGGCGAAUUUCUUGAUGACGGUCGUCUAUGGCCCUAUGUUGUGCCCGUAGAAGCUUUCGGCGAGCACCUGUUUGGCGAAUACACGGACAAGCUGAGAGAGGGCGUUUUGGUUGAAUACCAAAUGCGAGAUUAUGAUGAUCUAAUGGAGAAUAAUGUGAAGUGCAUGUGGCUGGCGAAAAUCUUGAAGAUUGCUGGUUAUCGUCUCCUGCUACGAUGGGUGGGUGCAGAUGAAGACGGAGACGACAAGCAUGAUUUUUGGGUCAAUAUUGGCAGUCGCAUACUUCAUUCUGUUGGCUACGGCGGAUCAAUCCAAACUAGCAAGCUUACGUACACUUACAUGCCACCAAGGUUUAUCGCUGAUCGUUGGACUGCUGAAGGCGAAGAUUCAGUAGCCAAGCAUAUCCAGGCCACUAUGAUACCUCUGCAGCACGUGCAAACACUUCGUCGACAGUUCGAACAGGAUCGGAAACGUAUCAUAUGUGAACCGGUUUUCAAAGUGAAUGACAGAGUGGAGUUAUUAGACUACAACAACUCAACUCGUGUACGACCUGCACGUGUCAAGAAAGUAGUAGGACGACGGAUCUGCGUUCAUGUGAGAAGUGACGAUUUCGAUGGUGAAGUGGAAGAAGAUGAUCGUCAGUUCGGUGACGAUGCUGAAUUUUGGGUGGAUCAGUCUAGUUUUUACAUCUUUCAUGUUGGUUGGGCAUGUUACAAUAAUUAUGGACUUGGAUCAUCUAAGGAAUAUCGAAGGCACGCUCAGCAGGUUGCCGAUGCAUUGGCCAAGGGAGAAGAUCCGCCCUAUGCAGCUUGUGAUGUAACACCGCAGAAAAUCCGCUCAUGGACGGCUAAUAAAGAUGCCCCAAUGGAAUGGGAAAAGGGAAUGCGUUUUGAACUCAUGGAUCCUUUGGCUCAGACGUUUAAUGAGUUGCGCGUUGCCACUGUUCUGGAAGUGUUAAAGGGUGGAUAUCUCCGAGUCGGCAUGGAUGGACCUGACGUCGAAACCGAAUGCAUUCCUCUUCACUGUACCAAUACUUUCAUGUUCCCCGUAGGUUACGCACAGAAAUACGAUAUCAAAUUGGGUGGCCCUAAUGAUACGGAAGAGUUCCGUUGGGAUGACUAUCUACAUCAGGCAGGGGCCAUAGCAGCUCCCGAGUCACUUUUCCGUCCAGUUCCAGAUAAAUCCUUCAUGAAUCAGUUUUGGAUUGGCGCUAAAUUGGAAGCCUCUGAUAUGUGCGAAAAUCACCUGAUAUGUCCAGCAACGGUGGCGGCACACAAAGGACGCUUGCUGCAAAUCCAUUUUGAUGGAUGGGAGGAGACCUAUGACCAGUUGUUUGACGUUUUUUCAAGCGACAUCUUUCCUUUGGGCUGGUGUGAGAUGCAUGGCUACAAACUCGAACCACCAAAAACUGAAGAGGAACCAGCAAAGAAAAAAAAGAAAAAGUAAUCCGUGUUCAUUUGUUUUCUAUUGCAUCUACUGAUCGCGCCUUGAGAUCUCAUGGUAACCUUUACUACUCUCAUUUUUCACUUUGAAACUUUGUUUUCCAAACAUAUGUGAAGAAAUACUGGAAUUAAAAUCGUACCCAUCAUAAUCCCGAGAUUAUAUAUACAAUAAAAAGGGACAAGUGAGGCAAUAAAAUUUCGCUAGAAAACAG
Molecule: messenger RNA, 1927 nt
Organism: Cylicocyclus nassatus
Lineage: Eukaryota; Metazoa; Nematoda; Chromadorea; Rhabditida; Strongylidae
Source: the annotation of a GenBank genome assembly